Molecule: messenger RNA, 1392 nt
Organism: Emericellopsis atlantica
Lineage: Eukaryota; Fungi; Ascomycota; Sordariomycetes; Hypocreales; Bionectriaceae
Product: glycoside hydrolase superfamily
Exons: 3
Coding region: 95-1285 (396 amino acids)
Molecular function (GO): hydrolase activity, hydrolyzing O-glycosyl compounds
Source: RefSeq, a predicted model, not a curated record
GUUCCGGGGACCUGGGAAAAUGGAGGUACAAAAGCAACUACGCCCGGUCUCAACAUCUCAUCGGCCCUGACCAACAGCGAGCACACAUUUCACGAUGAAGCCCUCUCAAAUCCUCCCUUGUCUCGUCGGUGUGGCCUCUGGUGCAUGCACGCAGAACCAACACGUCGUCCGCAAUGGCACCGAGCUCUCGCUAGGCGGCGAGCCUUGGCGUCCCGUUGGAGGCAAUGCGUAUUGGCUGGGUCUGGACGAGAACAUUGUGCCGCCACCUCCAGGCGAGCCCUUUGACGCGAGGACAAACAGCAGCUACCCAACGCGUGGACGGAUCACCGAGGCUAUGGAGAUCAUCCGCGCCAUGGGCGGCACAAUGCUUCGAGUCCACACCCUCGGGAGCAACAUUGGAAACCCACUCUCGCUCCUCCCGGGCAACCGAGUCAUCAAUGAAAAGGCGUUUGAGACCAUGGACUGGGUCGUGUCUGAAGCUCGCAGGCACGGUGUGCGGCUGAUGGUGCCCCUAGUAGAUCAUUAUGACUACUACCACGGCGGAAAGUACAACUUCCUCCGCUGGGCAGGCUACAACCUCACCUUUGCUGAGAACCCCGAGGAUCCGCUCAUCAUGGAGUUUUACUACAACCAGUCCAUCGUCACCGACUUCAAGUGGUACAUUGAACGUCUCCUCACGCACGUCAACCCGCUCACCAACUUGACCUAUGCGGAGGACCCGACCAUCUUCGCCUACGAGAGUGGCAACGAGCUGUACGGUGAUAAAUGGGGCGACAAGAACUGCCCGACGGAAUGGGUUCGUGACAUUGGUCGUUUUGUUAAGGACUUGGCCCCCAAGAAGCUCUAUGUUGACGGAACAUAUGGCAUCAACGCGGACCACUUUGCGGUUGAAGAGGUCGACAUCUUCUCCGAUCACUUUUACGGGCCCGAUGUAGCGAGACUACAGGAGGGCAUCGACCUCGUGGCGGACGCCGGGCGUACCUACUUUGCUGGCGAGUAUGACUGGACUGGUGGUUCAGGGGAUGACUUGAAUGAGUUCUUCCAGGUUCUGAGAGAGAGCCCCAUUGCGACUGGUGAUGCUUUCUGGAGUCUCUUCGGGCGGAACUCCCCCAACUGCCAGCAAUGGGUCAAUCACACCGACGGAUUCACCCUGUCGUACGGCAACCCGGAGAACUCGCCCGAGCUGACAAGUCAGAUUCAGCUGGUACGUCAGCACCUCACGCUGGUGAGUACAGGAGAGGACAUUGGCUCGGAUGAUCCUCUGCCCGACGUGCCGUGCGUUUGAGUGAUUGUCAUGUCGAGUGGUGGGCAAAGGAAUGGAGGUUGUCGAUAGAUUCUGUUGGAAGGUCUGUUCCUGUUGUGAAAGAGAAAGAUACAUUUCCGUGGCUACAA